UAUACAUCAUACCUACAUUUGAACCAAGACAAGAAGUAGCUAAGUAAAUGUUAACAUUCAGUAAUGCUAUAAUAUCAAUUGUACUAUGCCCUGUCCUGUGUUAGGUUUUUUUAAAAAUAUGUUUUUUAUGGUAUUUCAGAUUCACGGAAACAACUACUCUCAUAAAGUGGACAUCUUUUCUUUAGGCCUCAUUCUAUUUGAAUUACUGUACCCAUUUAGCACUCAGAUGGAAAGAGUCAGGACUUUAACUGAUGUAAGAAAUCUCAAAUUUCCACCACUGUUUACUCAGAAAUAUCCUCGUGAGUAUCUGAUGGUUCAAGACAUGCUUUCUCCAUCCCCCAUGGAAAGACCAGAAGCCACAAACAUCAUUGAAAAUGCUGUAUUUGAGGACUUGGAGUUUCCAGGAAAAGGAGUGCUCAGACAGCGGUCACGCUCCUUGAGUUCAUCAGGAACCAAACACUCAAGACAGCCUAGCAGCUCCCACAGCCCUUUACCCAGCAAUUAGCCUUCUUGUGCUAGCAACCCAAGCAGGUAACACAGAAUAGCCACCUCUGAAGAAUGUGGUUUUCCAAAACGGUGGACUCGAAAAUUUUAUUCUUCACUCAAUUUUAUUUGGACUGGUUUUUCUAAGUCAAACUGAAACUGGAUUUUAGGACCUAACCUAAUUUGAGCCAACUCUUGAUUUUUGCUGUACUUAGAGUCUCUGUCUAAAUGCCAUGUGGUCCUUGUUCUUUUAUAGUUUCUGAAACUAGCUGACCCAGAUUUAUAGCCUUUACCUUUUAGGAGGUAGAGGCAAUCUCUAAAAUAUAGAGAGAUUUAAAAUGGAAAUAUUUUAUAGUACAGAAGAAUGUAAGUCCUCCCCUAUGGUAACUAUUGUUCUAGAAAUAUGCUUUCUAGAGAUAUGAUGAUUUUGAAACUGAUUUCUAAAAAAGCUGACUCCGUUUUGUCCCUGGUGGGUAAAUGACAAAUCUGCACUAUUUUGGAGGACAGGUAGCACAAGCUGUAUAAAUUUGUGUCUGUAGUUUUAUAGUUCUAUUUGUAGCAUUAACUAGCUUUAUUCCUUAGAUAGUUUUAGGGAGAGUUUAAGAGCUUUUGUAUUUUUACCUCCGAUAAAGGAAAAUGAAGCUUUUUAUGUAAAUUGGUCAAAAAUUCUGGUUUGAGGAAAAAACCUAUAAUAAGAAAUGAUUAUCUAUUACAACUUAACUUUCAAUUUAUGAACGUUUUAACCUAAUAAAAUGCAUCUUAUAUGUAAUCUGUAAUCCUGUAGGUUGGUACAUCCCCCAGAUUGAUUAUAGAUAAGUUUAAUCAUCUCACU
Molecule: messenger RNA, 1315 nt
Organism: Castor canadensis (American beaver)
Lineage: Eukaryota; Metazoa; Chordata; Mammalia; Rodentia; Castoridae
Source: RefSeq, a predicted model, not a curated record